UUUUAUAAUAAGGGAACAUUACAAAUGAAAAUCCAACGGACGAUAACCCCCGAAAAGAAAUAUUAUGAAAAGAAAGUAGUUGUCCGACAUUGAAUGAAAUCAAACAGAGGAUCUAAAAGAUACAAGAUACAAAGAGAAGAGAUAGAGAGAGACUGGGAGAGAAUUGUUUACUCUGUUUAACACUCGUUACUUUACUCGUUUUGGUAAAGAUUAGAUUGAUCGAUUCGUGCUCUGUGCAAAAUCAUAAUUAUAUCGGAAAAACAAUUCAAAAAGUUUUCUGGGUAUUGUCUGUUUUUGUAAAUCAACAAGAUUUGGAUGAAGAGAGAAGGAGUGGAGGAGAUUACAAGAUGAUGAGAUGAAGAAGAAAUCGAAAUGGGGCAGUUAUCUGUAUGGAGAGGAGGGAAGAUAUUAGGAGGAGGAGGAUGUUUUUCAUCAUCAUAUAAGAAAACUACAAUUAUUAUUUGUUCAAUUAACUUGGUUGCUGCUCUGUAUAUUAUCCAUUCUCUUUAUUACAUCUACACUUCCAGUAGCAACAACAAUGGCGACAAUGCUUUAUCCCCCUACUUCACUGGUAAGUAUACAGAAGAUCAGAUUAAGAGAAUGGAAGAAUCAAUUCGGAUAAGAGAAGCAGCUCAACCAUUAGACCUUAUUAAACUGGUGAAGGGAAUCAAGAAGGAAUUAUCUAGAGGGAAAAGGGGAGUUAAAUUAUCAAAGCCUGUGAAACAAAAAAUAGCUGAUGAGCUUCUCCAAAGGUUGAAAGGAUUGAAUAAAACUGCGUCUUUAAGCGAACAAAGAGAAGCACUUGAGAUAUGGCGUAAGGAAAAACUAGAAGAAACCAAUAAGUUCCAACUUGGAAAAGAAAACUCAAGUUCACCAUCUUCAGCAAAAGAUGCCAGUCACUUUUCUGUAGCUAAGCUGAAAAAAGCCUUGGAGUCUGAUUGGAACAUGCUCUUGGAGGAUCUUGGUGUUUGGUUUCCAGCUGAAAUCAUCCACAAAGAACACGAUGACAGACCUGAAGAAGAACCUGACAACAUAAUAGCUGGCCGUCCGCUUCCACCACAAUGCAAUGCUGAGUUGCAUACUGAUUAUGGCGGUGCUGCUGUGAAAUGGGGCCUUACACAUCAUAAAGAAACUGCUGCUGACUGUUGCCAGGCUUGCUUAGAUCAAGCUAAAAAUGCAAGAGAAGGUGAAAUGAAAUGUAAUAUAUGGGUUUAUUGCCCGUCCGAGCAUGGCUGCCACUCACCAGAUAUUUAUGAACACAAAUUCCAGGAAUGCUGGCUGAAACAGGCAGAUGUUCCUAAAGUCACUUUCCACUGGAAGUACGCAGAAUCGUACAGACGUUCUCAUUCAACAGCACCUGUAUUUGUUCCUUGGCUAUCUGGUGUUACCAGCACAUGAUCAAGGCGAGCUUAAAAUUUUGAUGACAAUGGGCCUUCAGUCUCAAGUAUACAUCUCUACAAUCAGAGUGAUAUACGCACUGGAGAGAUCGAUGCAUUUUAAUUGAAUCAUUAACCAUCGAAAUCCUCCUACACUGUCAAUUAGGUAUUUUACUUGGAAUUUGUGCUCAUAUAUAUAUUCCAAGUCCUUACUGUAAACGCCACGGAGAUGUUUGAUCAGUGGGUGGAUGUGUAGUUUGUGAGACAGAGUAAUUAUGAUGCAAAGCGUCAAUACUUAAAUCACAUUCUUUUGGUAAAUGAUAGGGGUAUACAACAUCAACAGAGUAUGAUUUUUUUUUAUUUGUUUUCCCAGAGCCGUCUAAUGAACAAGUUUUUUCUUUUCC
This is a messenger RNA of Papaver somniferum (opium poppy), 1780 nucleotides long. RefSeq lists its product as uncharacterized. The record is from RefSeq and is a predicted model, not a curated record. Bases 373 to 1398 code for a protein of 341 amino acids. NCBI's taxonomy places the organism in Eukaryota, Viridiplantae, Streptophyta, Magnoliopsida, Ranunculales, Papaveraceae. The transcript has 7 exons.